AUGACGGAGGUGAUCAUGCACACAGACUGCAACUUGAACUCUGUUUGUGAACACCUUGAGCACUGCUGUCUGGAAAGGUUACAGGAUGCGGGGGCUAAACGGCCCUCCAACACAGGGGCCCGGCUCUGGGGACGAGUACGCAACAAGCUUCUAAGACAAAAGCUGGAUCCCCAAGCAGUGCAGAGCAAGAACUGGCAUGUGGAUGUCAUAGAGAUGAAUGGGAUUAAAGUAGAGUUUUCUAUGAAGUUCAGCAGCCGUGAUAUGAGCUUGAAAAGGACGCCCUCUAAGAAGCAGACGGGGGUUUUUGGAGUUAAAAUCAGCGUAGUGACAAAGCGUGAGCGAUCCAAGGUGCCAUAUAUAGUGCGUCAAUGUAUAGAGGAGGUGGAAAAACGUGGCAUUGAGGAGGUCGGGAUAUACAGGAUAUCUGGAGUAGCCACUGACAUCCAGGCCUUGAAAGCUGCUUUUGAUGCAAACAACAAAGACAUCCUGGUGAUGCUUAGUGACAUGGACAUUAAUGCCAUAGCUGGGACAUUAAAACUCUAUUUCCGUGAGCUCCCUGAACCACUUCUUACAGACAGACUGUACUUGGCUUUCAUGGAAGGAAUUGCUCUGUCUGAUCCAGCUGCCAAGGAGAACUGCAUGAUGCACCUUCUUCGGUCCUUGCCUGACCCCAACCUCAUGACCUUCCUUUUCCUGCUUCAGCAUCUGAAAAGGGUUGCUGAGAAAGAACCAAUCAACAAGAUGUCACUCCAUAAUUUAGCCACUGUCUUUGGGCCAACAUUACUGAGGCCAUCUGAGGUGGAGAGUAAAGGGCACACAAAUCUGGCAUCAGAUAUCUGGUCACAUGAUGUAAUGGCACAGGUCCAGGUUCUGCUCUAUUAUCUGCAGCACCCACCAAUCAGCUUCUCUGAGUUGAAGAGGAACACCCUGUACUACUCUACAGAUGUGUGA
Staurois parvus is the source of this 951-nucleotide messenger RNA. The record is from the annotation of a GenBank genome assembly. Lineage: Eukaryota; Metazoa; Chordata; Amphibia; Anura; Ranidae.